Molecule: messenger RNA, 2489 nt
Organism: Gambusia affinis (western mosquitofish)
Lineage: Eukaryota; Metazoa; Chordata; Actinopteri; Cyprinodontiformes; Poeciliidae
Gene: hykk.2
Product: hydroxylysine kinase, tandem duplicate 2
Exons: 5
Coding region: 86-1150 (354 amino acids)
Molecular function (GO): amino acid kinase activity
Source: RefSeq, a predicted model, not a curated record
GUUGUUUUUAUAAGCCACAUUGUGCAUUUUAUGGCCAGCCAGCCAGUAACUGGCCGCUACUCAGUGAUUUUAUUCCUCUAAAGAAAUGUCAGUGAAGAACGCCCAGCCCAACUUCAGCCCCUCUCAGGUGUCUGAGAUCAUGAAGAGGCUCUACAACUUGACCACUUCAGAAAUACGCCCUCUGCCCAGUUAUGAUGACCAGAACCUCUAUGUGGCUCCCACUGAGGGUGGCGAGUACGUCCUAAAAAUCAUGAACACGGAGGACAGUAAGAACCCCACCAUCAUCGAGUUGCAGACCCGUGCUAUGUCCUUUCUCUACCAGAAUGGGCUUCCUGCUCAAACAGCCGUGCCUACCACCACAGGACAACUCAUGAGCCUGGAAGAAAUAGAUUGUGGGUUUGGCUGUCAGAAGUACUUAGUCCGGCUGCUGACUUAUUUACCUGGAGUGACUAUUUCUAAGGUUCCUUUUACACCAAAGUUAUUAUAUGAAACUGGUAGGAUGGCUGCUAGAAUGGAUGAAGUCCUUCAAAAGAUGGAGCACCCUCAUCUCAGCAUUCUCGAGAGGAAGAACUUUAUCUGGAGCCUGUCAAACAUUUGUCUCCUGGAAGAAUACAUGAGUGCAAUGGAUGGAGAUCCCCUUCAGGAGGUUGUGAAAUCUGUAAUUGAUCAGUACAAAAACUUUGUGAUCCCCAGACGAUCCAAUUUUCGCAAAUGUAUUAAUCAUGGCGACUUCAAUGACCUCAACAUUCUCGUGCAACCCGAUGACAAUCAUGGCCACAAGAUUUCUGGCAUCCUUGACUUUGGGGACAUGAGCAGUGGCUACUACAUUAAUGAACUCGCCAUCACCAUAAUGUACAUGAUGAUUGAGCAUCCUGAUCCCAUCAAGGUUGGUGGGCCUGUCCUCGCAGGCUGGGAAAGUGUCAUCCCCCUCAACAAGGAUGAGAAAGACUGCCUCUAUGUGCUGGUGCUGUCCCGCUUCUGCCAGUCGCUGGUUAUGGCGCGGUAUUCCGUGAUGCUGCACCCAGAAAACGAAGAGUACCUCAUGAUCACUUCCAGAAAGGGAGUUAAGAUCCUCCAGAAUGUCAGGGAAUUGGGAAAAGAGCAUGUGGAGAAGGUUUGGUUUGACCAUGCUGCUCAGUUCAGUGUUUAAUUAGAAAAAUAUCUACAUUUUCUAUUCAAAGAAAAUGUAUAUAUUUUCUUUUGUACAAGAAGAUAUAUACAUGAAUGAAUGAAGUUCAUUAAUGAAUGAAGGAAAUACUGCAGUAAAAUAUAACUAUUAAUAAUGGUGUAUAAUAAUUUACACACAGUGUUAAUUCAGAUGAUUAUGGCAUAAAGACAAUUAAAACCCAAAAUAAAAUAGGAUAUUAUGUAAAAAUAAAAUAGUUUUAGAUAUAUUUUCACAUAGUGUACAGUUUAUUCUCUUGGUCUGGGCCUCUCUGGAGUGAAUUACUCCAUGAUCCGUGCCAUGAUCACUUCCAUGGUAUGGAAGUGAUCAGUUUUGCUCAGGUGUUAAGAAAGCCCAGUCUUAAUUCCUGGUUCAAAAGAUCCUUUGGAGGUGUUUAGAUGAGGCUUGUUGCCAUCAAGCAUGGUGAUACCAUUGGUUUUUAAAGUAGGAUUUGGUGCCUUCUUCUACUUGAACAUAUACUCAGCAUCUCUGUAAAGCUUUGACGGAAGCAUGAAGUACUCUAAUAUUUCCUCAUAGAUGUGUCUGUGUUCACUAUGGACUUGACGAUAAGCAGUUGGUCAGCAUCAGCUGAUGCACCUAAAACCUUAUCCUAAAAUAUGAUUAGUAUAGAAUAUUUCACCAGUUUCUGGAUUAACUGAGUGCUAAGGAGUCAAGUCUUAUGGGUUUUAAGCACUUCAAUAUGUUGAGACUUGCUCUAAAUAACAGGUGCUCACUUGUGAACAAUGCCUUUUGUUUUAUUAUUCAAUGCUUUACUAAAAUAACUGCAUUUAUUAUAUCGUAAGGCACUUAUGUAUUUGAUUUCCAAGUAAAUAUAGUAUUUUAUAUCAAGAUGAUUUUGUAAAAGAAAAUUCACUAAGAAGGAAAUUAUUUCUCUUUCAUCAAACAUUGGUCCACAUGUAAAACAUUCAUUUGGGGACAUUUAAGCUGCCCUGUUUGAAAACCCAGUAAACGUGCUGAAUGUGAGGAGAAGUGAUUUGCUUUUGUACAUUUCUUAUGAAAUGUACAAAAGCAACAAAUGCUGGAAUCGCUGCUAUAAAUUCUUUGCCUUGUUAGAAAGUUUUCUUUCUAGCAAUGUUUAUUCUUACAAGACUUUCACAAAUUAAAGUUGGUGCUUCCAAUGGUUUACAAAUAAAUGGCUUAAAGUUUUUUUUGUUUUUUUCCCCCUAUCUUUAUAUUAUUGCUAAAGCAUCUUUGUUGGACAUGCUUUUAUAUUUUUUCAGUGUACUGUACUUCAACCAAACCGGGUGGAAGUGAAAGAUGAGGUGCUUAAAAAUUCAAUCAAUCAAUCAAUCAAACUUUAUUU